AGCGGCGCCGCACCGAGCAGGGAGGGAGGGGGCGUCCCGGAGUCUCUGGAAAGAUAGAGGGCCAUGACCACACCGGCAGGUUCGGGCGCAGGCUUCGGCUCCGUGUCCUGGUGGGGCCUGUCCCCGGCGCUGGACCUGCAGGCUGAGAGUCCUCCUGUGGACUCCAGGGGCGAUACAGAGCCCAGGACCCCCGAGCUAGAUGUACUGCUGCUGGGCUCCGUGGAUGGGCGGCACCUGCUUCGGACCCUGGCCCGGGCGGCGCUCUGGCCUAGCAAGAGGUUACAUUUCUUUGUGCUAGAGAAUAAUCUGGAAGCUGUGGCCCGACACAUGCUGAUCUUCAGCCUAGCUUUGGAGGAACCUGAGAAGAUGGGGUUGCAAGGUCAGAGCGAGACCUUCCUGGAGGUGUGGGGGAACGCGCUGCUGCGCCCCCAGGUGGCCGCCUUCGUGCGCGCCCAGGCCAACCGCCUGGCGCACCUGGUCCCGGAGCCCGACCGCCUGGCGGAGCAGCUGCCCUGGCUCAGCCUGGACGCCCUCAAGUUCCGCGAGCGCGACGCCCUGGAGGCUGUGUUCCGCUUCUGGGCCGGCGGGGAGAAGGGGCCCGAGGCCUUCCCCAUGAGCCGCCUCUGGGACUCCAGGCUGCGUCACUACCUGGGCUCCCGUUACGACGCCCGGCGCGGUGUCAGCGACUGGGACUUGCACAUGAAGCUGCACGACCGCGGGGCCCGAGUCAUCCACACUCGCGAGUUCCGGCGUUGGAGGGACACGGGCGUCGCCUUUGAACUCAGAGACUCCAGCGCCUACCACGUGCCAAACCGGACCCUUGCGUCUGGUCGUCUCCUGAGUCAUCACGGAGAGCGUGUUGCAGCGCGUGGGUACUGGGGGGACAUCGCCACGGGGCCAUUCGUGGCCUUUGGCAUUGAAGCGGAUGAUGACAGCCUCCUACGGACCAGCAACGGACAGCCAGUCAAGACCGCUGGUGAGAUCACUCAGCACAAUGUGACGGAGCUGUUCCGGGAGGUGGCCGCCUGGGGGCGCCCGAGAAACACCCUCGGACACCCCAAGCAGGUGCACCAAGACGGGGAUGGAAGCCCAGAGCCUGCCCCUGCCCCGGAAUUCUUCAAUGUGCACUUCCUGCCUCUGGGCUCUGCCCAGACCCUUCACCACAGGACCUGCUACAAGGAACGGUUCCAGCUUCUCUAUGUGGCCUGUGGGAUGGUGCAUCUUCUCAGCCCCGAUCUCGGGGCCUGCGUGGCCCCUGGAGGACGCCUGGUGGUGGAAUUAGCCCGGUACCUGGUGGACCUGCGGCAGGAGCAGCUGCAGGGGUUUGCCACCCGGGUCGGGGAGCUGGCUCAGGCGGCUGGGUUCACCCCCCGGCCCCAGACCAGGCCCUCAGAGACCUUCGCACGCUUCUACAAGGCCCCGGACUCUGCUUACCACCGCCCUGACGCAGCUGUGGGCUCCGUGACUCCGCCCCCUGAGGUCCUGGUCCCGCCCCUUGAGGACCAGGGCCAGCCUCUGGAACGCAGGACCCCACCCUCUGGGCCCCUCAAGCAGCCCCCAGAGUCUCCGGCUCCACCCACAGAGAAUCAGACCCCAAAACCAGAGAGUCUGACUCCACUGCCAGUUGCCCGGUCCCCCAUCUCUGACUUGUAA
Messenger RNA from Neomonachus schauinslandi (Hawaiian monk seal), 1653 nucleotides. RefSeq names its product dynein axonemal assembly factor 3 (gene DNAAF3). Gene Ontology annotation, biological process: axonemal dynein complex assembly; motile cilium assembly. The transcript is spliced from 12 exons. Bases 64 to 1653 code for a protein of 529 amino acids. The record is from RefSeq and is a predicted model, not a curated record. Lineage: Eukaryota; Metazoa; Chordata; Mammalia; Carnivora; Phocidae.